Messenger RNA from Sander lucioperca (pikeperch), 3235 nucleotides. It is a transcript of the gene rasgrp3, whose product is annotated as RAS guanyl releasing protein 3 (calcium and DAG-regulated). NCBI's taxonomy places the organism in Eukaryota, Metazoa, Chordata, Actinopteri, Perciformes, Percidae. The transcript has 17 exons. Bases 374 to 2482 code for a protein of 702 amino acids. Gene Ontology annotation, biological process: positive regulation of GTPase activity; Ras protein signal transduction. Gene Ontology annotation, molecular function: calcium ion binding; guanyl-nucleotide exchange factor activity. The record is from RefSeq and is a predicted model, not a curated record. Gene Ontology annotation, cellular component: plasma membrane.
GAAUUGAAGGAAGUCUAGUGGCCAUUUAGACAAACAACUCUGACAGUGCGAUCAGUGUUGGCUCAACGCGCUGCAGUACUCUGUAUGGCUGAGACAGACAGAACGCUUUGGAAUGAGAGAGGCCCUUCUGAAGAAUAAGUUAGAGAUAGUAGAGAGCUAUGCUGGGAUCACUAGCAGUCUGUUGGAUCCAGCUCGAUUUGGGUUUGGAGGUGGAUUUGAAGAGACAAAAGGUAGAUCUACACACGAACAUGUUUAAAAGAUGGAUGCAUGUGCUCUGCUGGUAGAUCUUGGCUGUCUCCGAUGAAAAAAACCCUGAUUGGUCCAUAGCAGUGAGCAGGAAGUGUUGACCCCGUCCUUCCUCCAGCUGGGCACUAUGGGAUCGUCCACACUGGGGAAGGCAGCAUCUCUGGAUGCUCUCUUAAAUGAAUGCAUUCAUGCAUUUGAUGACAGUGGGGAGCUGCAGGCCAACUUGCUCCCUCGCAGCCUGCUGCUCAUGCAUCGCUGGUACAUCACAUCCUCAGAACUGGCGGGAAAACUACUGAUGAUGUACCGUGACUGCAAAGGUGACGGCUGCCAGAGAACCAGGUUUAAGAUUUGUUAUUUAAUGAGGUACUGGAUUGUGACAUUCCCUGCAGAGUUCAACCUGGACCUGGAUCUGAUCCGGAUGACAGAGGAGUUCAGAGAUGUGGCUGCUCAGCUCGGCUGUAACGAGCAUUUCAAGCUCCUCGACAUCUCCACCAUUCCAUCAUAUGACUGGAUGCGUAAGUUGACCCAGCGCAAGAAGCAGGCAAAGAAAGGCAAGGCAUCACUGCUGUUUGACCACCUGGAGCCCAUGGAGCUGGCUGAGCAUCUCACCUUCCUGGAGUUCAAGUCUAUACGGAGGAUAUCGUUUACUGAUUACCAGAGCUACGUUAUCCACGGCUGCCUGGUGGACAACCCAACUCUGGAGCGAUCCAUCGCUCUGUUCAAUGGAGUGUCACAGUGGGUCCAGCUCAUGGUGCUCAGCAAGCUAACACCUCAGACCCGCGCAGAGGUUAUUACCAAAUACAUCCAUGUGUCUCAGAAACUUCUGCAGCUGCAGAACUUCAACACUCUGAUGGCAGUGGUGGGGGGACUGAGCCACAGCUCCAUUUCUCGACUAAAGGAGACUCACACUUAUCUGGCUCCAGAAGUUGUGAAGAUCUGGAGCGAGAUGACAGAGCUGGUCUCUUCCAACAACAACUACUCCUGUUACCGAAAGGCCUUCAGUGAAUGCCAGGGCUUUAAAAUCCCCAUCCUGGGUGUGCACCUUAAGGACCUGAUCGCAGUUCAUGUCGUCUUUUCUGACUGGGUUCAUGACAGUAAGAAGAUGAACCUGGUGAAGAUGCAUCAGCUCUACAUCACCUUCAAUGAGUUGGUGUCACUGCAGAGUGUAGUGGCCCAGGUGGAGCCCAACAUGGACCUCAUCUACCUGUUAACGCUUUCUUUAGACCUUUACUACACCGAAGAUGAGAUUUAUGAGCUGUCAUUGCUAAGGGAACCACGUAACCCCAAAUCAUUGCCCACCUCUCCAACGACUCCCAACAAGCUCCUGGUCCCACUGGACUGGGCCUCUGGGGUCUCCACCAAACCAGACCCUUGUGUGGUCAAUAAACACAUCAGGAAGGUGGUGGAUUCUGUGUUCAGGAAUUAUGACCAUGACCAUGAUGGCUAUAUUUCUCAAGAGGACUUUGAGAGCAUCGCUGCUAAUUUUCCCUUCCUGGACUCCUUCUGCGUUUUGGACAAAGAUCAAGAUGGAUUGAUCAGUAAGGAUGAGAUGAUGGCAUAUUUCCUCCGGGCCAACCCACUGCUCAAGUGUAAGAUGGGUCCAGGUUUCAUCCACAGCUUCCAGGAGAUGACAUACUUGAAGCCCACCUUCUGUGAACACUGUGCUGGAUUUCUCUGGGGAAUCAUCAAACAGGGCUACAAGUGCAAAGACUGUGGUGUUAACUGUCAUAAACAGUGUCGGGAGCUGCUGGUUCUGGCCUGUAGGAAGCUGAUCCGUUCCAGCUCUCUGAGCAGCGUUUCACCAGCCAGACUGACCCACAGCUCACUGCCCAGCAGCCCGGCCGUGCCCACCUGUGGAGAUGAGGAUGAGGUGUUUGCGUUCCCAGUAGUCACAUCAGCAGGUCCAGCUCUGGACUCUCAGUCUAUCACCCUGAUGACUGGGUCAGCCCAGAGGAUCUCUGUGCGCCUGCAGAGGGCUACCACCAGCCAGGCCACCCAGACCGAUCCCCUGUGGCCCGAACACAACUGGGGGGCCACAAAUGGCGGCUCACACACCUUCCCCAAAAUGAAAUGCAGGACGCACAGGAAAACAUCCAAAAGUAAAGGUUUUGCCUGCUGGGAAAACCAGAAGGAGCAGACAGUUUCUGCAUGGUGCACCAUGGACUCUCGGGAGAAGUCUGCCGUCUCAGGAGAGCUUGUACACAACGGGAUUACACACAGAGGGAAGGCCAGCUGACUUGAUCACUUUGGUGAGGGCCAGUCCCUGGGCUCCAGAAAGCCCCUAGGGGCUGGGACCAGGAAGCUCUUCUCUCUGGCGGAUGUUCUGGGUUGCCUGAGGUCCCACUUCAGUGACCUGGAGUUAUCAUGUCCUCUCUAGUCGCCAGCACAAGCAGAGAUACAUGUGGAUGCCGUGUAGCUGCAUGAAAGGACAAAAUGUGUGGUCUCUGGCAGAGAUCACAAAAAUGAAACAGAUGUUAAUUACAUGAAGAGACCUCCACCUUGGCAGCAUAAUUGGCUUGGGAUCGUGUGGAUUACUAAAAUGUAAUUUAGGUCUGAGUUUGAUUCAGUAUGUACAUAACAUCAGCACUUGAAAAAGUGAAGAAACAUUUUUUAAACUUCACAAUAGUGUGGAAUGGAUUCAGUUUAGUCACCCAGUUACUUUAUGUAAGCCAGCUUUUUAAUUCCAGAUUGGGUGCAGCAAGCAAGUUUAUGAUGGUCAUUUCCCAAGUUGGACUGAUCGGAAAAAGCAUGAUGAAUAUGGGAGAGUUUGUUCAUAUGUGUAUGGUGAGUUAAAAAAAGGGAAAGUCUAAAUGAAAGUGAAUUUUAAGGGCAUCCAACCCAUCCGACGUAUACAACUUUGAAGAUUGACGGUUCUGAAAAACCUGGAUUCUGUUAAAUGAUGUUUCUGAGUGUUCAUUGCCAAUGUUUUUAAUGUAUUGCCUCUCUCUUCUCUGUUGUCCUCCUGCUGAACCUUUCAUCAGCCUUUGAC